Lycium barbarum (goji berry) is the source of this 3468-nucleotide messenger RNA. RefSeq names its product protein FAR1-RELATED SEQUENCE 2-like. The coding region runs from base 385 to 2958 and encodes 857 amino acids. Gene Ontology annotation, biological process: regulation of DNA-templated transcription. The record is from RefSeq and is a predicted model, not a curated record. Lineage: Eukaryota; Viridiplantae; Streptophyta; Magnoliopsida; Solanales; Solanaceae. Gene Ontology annotation, molecular function: zinc ion binding. The transcript is spliced from 9 exons.
UUCUCAUAACAAAAGAUUUAAAAAAUAAAAUAAAAAAGUGCGCUACUUUGUCUUGUUCCAUCAGGCUUGGCCUUAGGGGCUUAGGGCUGAUAUGAACUUCACUUACACUUUUCUUUAAAGUAUCCCCUAAUUUGGCAAACACCCAGAUAUAUUUCAGUUACUGAAGUGAAAUAGAUUAGAAAAUUAACUCCAUAGAGAAGAAAGGAAAGUUGCUUAGAUUUACUUGUAUUGAGGUAUACCAAGGAAAUGAAUAAAAGUAGGUAGCACAAGGGGAGGAAUUGUUUUUUAUUUUAUUUUAAAUAACUAGUGAGGGGAAAAUCUUGUAAUUGCCUGUUAAAGUGAUUUGUACAAUUGAGCAUAUGUGAGAUUUAAGUUAUUACUUCUAUGGAAAUUGAUCUUGAAUUGCCUUCGGGGUUUUACAACAACAACAACAUACCUAGUGUAAUCCAACUUGUGGGGUCGCCUUUGGGGCUUGACAAAAAGUUAGAUAAUUAUGUGGGCACAAGUGCUAUUAAUGAUUCAAUUCAAAGUCAUGGCGGGAAAGAAAAUGUGGAAGAGAAUGUUGAUGGAAGUGGAAAUGAGACAGGUAUAGAUAUUGUUGAUGUUGAUGUUAUAGAUAAGGGUAUAGCCCACAGUGAGCCACAAAAAGGUAUGGAAUUCGAAACGAAGGAGGCUGCGUAUUCUUUCUACAAGGAGUAUGCGAGGUCAGUGGGAUUUGGCAUCACGAUAAAGGCUAGUCGUAGGUCAAAGAAGUCGGGAAAAUUUAUUGAUGUGAAGAUUGCGUGCUCUAGAUUUGGGGCAAAGCGCGAGUGUGGUAGUUCUCGAUCAUGUCCCAAGACUGAUUGCAAGGCCAGUAUCCAUGUGAAAAGAAAGCAAGAUGGAAAAUGGUAUAUUAAUAGUUUCGUGAAGGAACAUAAUCAUGAAAUUUGCCCGGAUGACUUUUAUUACUCUGUUAAGGGUAGAAGUAAGCAGUCGGCUAAUGUUGUUUACGAGAAAAAAGGACUGCAACUCGUAUUGGACGAGGGGGAUGUGGAACUGCUGCUUGAUACUUUAUCUCUUAUGCAAGCGGAGAGACCUCAUUCUUACUAUGCUAUAGACUUUGACAAAGAAAAACGUAUGAGAAAUGUAUUCUGGAUUGAUGCAAAAGGUAGAAAUGAUUAUGUCCAUUUUUGUGAUGUAAUUUAUUUGGACAGCUACUACAUCAGAAACAAAUACAAAGUCCCAUUUUUACCCAUCAUAGGGGUGAAUCAUCAUUUCCAAUUUUUGUUGCUUGGAUGUGCCUUGGUCGGGGAUGAAUCAUUAUCAACAUUUUCUUGGUUAAUGCAUACUUGGCUUAGAUCUGUAGGUGGCCAGAGUCCUAAAGUAGUUAUUACCGAUGAUGAAAUUUCCUUGAAAGAAGCAGUAGAUGAGGUUUUCCCUGACGCACGACAUUGUUUUUGUUUGUGGCAUGUAAUGGGAAAAGUUUCUCAAAAUCUUGGUAAUAAGAUAAGUAAUACUGAUGAUUUUGUAAAGAAGUUGAAGAAAUGCAUGUGGUUGCCACUUAAAGAAGAAGAAUUUGAAAAAGGAUGGUGGAAAAUGGCCGAUUCAUUCAAACUGAGGGAUGAUGACUUGAUUCGAUCAUUGUUUGAAAAUCGAACAAAAUGGGUUCCAGUGUACAUGAGGAAUACUUUCUUGGCCGGACUCUCUACAGUUGAGCGGUCUGAAAGUGUGUCUUUCUUCUUCAAUAGUUAUAUUUCGUCUGAGACUACUUUCAAAGGGUUCAUUGAUCAAUACAAACUAUUCAUGCAUGGGAUGUAUGAGGAGGAAGCAAAAGCUGAUAUUGAAACACGUCACGGAAAGCCUAUAGUAAAAACUCUCUCCCCUUAUGAGAACCAAAUGUCUGCUGUCUAUACAAACUCGGUAUUCAUGAAAUUUCAAGCUGAGGUUGUUGGCGUUGCUGCUUGCACUAUUCUGAAUGAAGUUGAAGAGGGAACAGAAAAGUUGUUUAAAGUCAAUGACCGUGAUAAGAACCAGAGUUUUAUGGUAUCAUGGGGUGGAAGAGAAUCUUGCAUCGUCUGUUCAUGCCAUUUCUUUGAGUAUAUAGGUAUUCUUUGUAGACAUGCAGUUACGGUUCUAAAAGUAUCUGGUGUCCCCAGUAUCCCACCGGUGUAUAUAUUAGAGCGGUGGACACGGGAGGCAAAAAUUGAAGGGAGAGCGUGCGGGAUUCCAAGCAACCCUCUUUAUAGGACCCAACGCCUCAAUGAUCUUUGCAAACUUGCUGCCAAAUUGGGGGAAGUUGGAUCUUUAUCCCAGGAAACCUAUGAAUCAGCUGUAAACGCACUCAAAGCUGCCAUGAAUGAUUGUGUCAAUGCAAAUAACUCUGUGAAGAGUGCAUCAGUCUCUAACUUUUCAUUUUCUCAAUGCAAUCAUAAUGUUGAUGAAGAGAUUCAAGGUGGCAGCAUGGCAAAGUCCUCAAAGAGAAAGAAAGUACAGAAGAAGCGCAAGUAUUGUAGGUUCAAUCUAAUGUUGAAGUACUAUCUGCCGAUAUCCAAGAUAGCAGCCUGGAGAUGGAUCAAUCAAACUCAAAACUACCAACUCAUGAAGAUGCUUUCCUUGCCCAGAGGCACGUACAAGAAUCCAGGCCCCAGAAUGGAAACUAUUGACGGAUACUAUGUUCCUCAUCAGAGCGUUCAUGGAUUGGGUCAGUUGAGUUCGUUUUCUAUGUUACAAGAUAGCUAUUACAGCAAUCAUCAAGCCUCACAAAACGUUCUGGGAAACUUGAAUUAUAUAUCACCCCAUGGUGGUCAUUACUCUCCUCAAAGUAUUCAAGGACCGUUGCAGGGACAACUUAGCUUCAGAGCGCCACUACUGCAUACUUCUUUUGACAUUCGGGGAAAUUCAUCUGAUAUGAUUUCAAAUCCAGGAACUCGACGUGUCAACAGUGAUGGACUUCAAAUGUUGCCAUCAACUUAUCUCUAACAUCUAACUUCAAAUUGUUAGAUCUGAAGGAAAUAAUUUAAGCACGUGCGCUUUGUAAUAUGAAAGUGUCACCAUAUUGAGAAGAACUCAUUUUGUUUCUUUUGCUGGGUCACGAACUCCAUUUGGAUACAGGAGAACACUUUGAAAUUGAAUUGGUUUUUGUUGAUUGGAGUAAUAAUAUGGGUGAUAAAAAUAUAUGGUAUGUGCUGUGAUUUUUGGUGGUGGAAGAAUGAAUUUGGUGGUAGGUAAUGAAUUUGGUUAUGGUGGGUGAUGAAAUCAAUUGUAAUUGCUAUGAUAUUUGGUGGUGGAAACAGUGAAUUUGUUCAUUAAUGUGUAUAAUCUUAAAUUUAAGCUAUUAAUUAAUAAGACAAGAUUUAUUUUCAACUAUUUUGCCUCGAGGCAUAACUUUUAUUAUAUACACCUACAGGUUUUGCUCAAUAGGGCAAACUUCGCUUGAUUAUUAUUCAAUUUAUUUUUUUAUAUAAAAAUUCAAUUAGUUUUGCCUCACAU